Messenger RNA from Orussus abietinus, 283 nucleotides. RefSeq lists its product as uncharacterized. NCBI's taxonomy places the organism in Eukaryota, Metazoa, Arthropoda, Insecta, Hymenoptera, Orussidae. The record is from RefSeq and is a predicted model, not a curated record. The transcript has a single exon. Bases 17 to 211 code for a protein of 64 amino acids.
CACAAACGACAUCAAGAUGACGAGUCAUACGACUGGCAGGAACAAAGACUAUAACAUGAGACUAAUCGACACCCUUUACAAUCAGGUCCCCGCAUUUACGGAUAUUUUCGACGAAGAAACAUGGUACAUCUUCGUAGGUUGCUUCGUAGCGGGUACAAUUGUAGUCACAUUUAUCUUAUCUAGAUUCAUAACAUUAAAACCUGUCGACUAAUUCCAUACGUCUCACAGAUACUCUGAAUUUUCUAAAGCCUCUGUCUAUCGAAUAAAUAUUUUCUAAACAAGC